Molecule: messenger RNA, 1047 nt
Organism: Halteromyces radiatus
Lineage: Eukaryota; Fungi; Mucoromycota; Mucoromycetes; Mucorales; Cunninghamellaceae
Product: fatty acid hydroxylase superfamily-domain-containing protein
Exons: 4
Coding region: 57-941 (294 amino acids)
Biological process (GO): lipid biosynthetic process
Molecular function (GO): iron ion binding; oxidoreductase activity
Source: RefSeq, a predicted model, not a curated record
AUCUCCCCUGUUUCCUUUCUUUCUUGUUGUCGUUAAUAAAUAAAUAAAUAUAUAUUAUGAAUUAUACCCAUUACUCUUCUCUAUUAAAACUUUAUAAUGUUCCUGACUUUUGGACUGAUGAAAUGUUAGCUUUAUGGGUACCUAUUGCUAUUUAUUGGAUACAAUGUUCUUUUUUUGAAAUUUUGAUGCGACUUCAACUUCCUUUCUUUGAAAAAUACCGAAUUCAUUCUUCUAUUGACCGAUCGAAUAGGAACAAGGUUUCUUUCGGUAAUGUUUUAUAUAUGGUGGCUGUACAACAUAUCAUUCAGUUUAUCUUUGGUUAUUUCCUUUUAAAGGUGGAGGAUCCAGCAACAAGAAGUCUCAAAUCUGAAUUGGCUAUACAAAGAACAACUCAAUGGAUUUUAUCUUAUAUCGGAAAUUAUCAAUUAAAUGAUUUGGUUCAACUAGUUGCUUGGAUGCUUCAUAUAUGGGUGAUUCCUAUUAUUCAAUUUCUUCUUGCUAUGUUUAUGAUUGAUACUCAUCAAUAUAUUUUACAUCGUUUGGGUCAUACAUCCAAAUUUUUAUAUAAACAUUUUCAUUCUUAUCAUCAUCGACUUUAUGUUCCUUAUGCAUUUGGAGCUUUGUACAACCAUCCUGUAGAAGGUUUUUGUUUGGAUACUCUUGGUGCUGGACUUGCUUAUGAACUUACUGGAAUGUCACCUCGACUUGGAUUGAUUCUUUUUACUUUCUCAAAUUUGAAAACAAUUAAUGAUCAUUGUGGUUAUAACUUUCCUUGGGAUCCUUUGAAUAUAUUAUUUAAAAAUAAUGGAAAAUAUCAUGAUAUUCAUCAUCAACCUUAUGGUAUCAAGAAGAAUUUUAGUCAACCAUUUUUUACAUUCUGGGAUAGAAAACUUGGAACUGAAUUUGAUUCAAAUGAUAUGAAUAAACGAAGGAACAAUUGAUUUAUUUUUAUUGUAUUAUUCUUUAGAUUAUAAAUAUUAGAUUAUUUUUAUGUAUUACUUUUGUAUCAAUAAUAAUAUUAAUAAUAAAAAAGCAUUUUCUUUUUUG